Closterium sp. NIES-65 is the source of this 1869-nucleotide messenger RNA. The record is from the annotation of a GenBank genome assembly. Lineage: Eukaryota; Viridiplantae; Streptophyta; Zygnematophyceae; Desmidiales; Closteriaceae.
AUGGAGGACCUCAACAUGAUCGAUAACCCUUUUUCAGACAAGACAUCACGAGCAGGCUCAGUGGCCGGAAACAUCAGACUGGUACGCAGAUGCGGGGUGUUCCAGAUUUCGGACGCCUUGCGUACCCUACACCCCACCAAGAGAGAAUACACCUUCAUGUCGGCGGCGAAGCAGGCCAGCACAAGGAUCGACCGUGCUCUGAUUUCGCGGUCGCUGCUUCCCGGCCUGGAGUCAGCCUCGCAUAAGUCGCCUGAUGACCCGAUCUCGGAUCAUGGCUCUGCCAUCAGAGUGGCUUUCCGCUGCAGUGUUAAAGCAAAGCUUGGACCGGGGGUCUGGAGGUUUCCAUCCCACCUGCUCAAUAGGCCGGGUGUAAGGAAGGUGGUGGAAGCAGCGGCAAAGCAGUCAAUGGGGGAUUAUGCUCUGCUGCUGGCUCAGCUGAAUGCAGGACUUCGCGCCUAUGCUAAGGAGGAGGGCAAGAGAGUUAAGGCAACAAUGAGGCACCUGUCCGAUGCGGUGGCGAACCUGAAGCAGGCGGCCAUGGGAGCACCCAACUGCACACGACAGACUCCACCCAUAGCACAAGUAGCCUCUGCAUCACUACCUGCAAGCACCAAGGAGGCGGUUACGAUAUUGUUACAUAAGAAGGGCGAUAAAGGCCAAAUAAGCAACUACCAGCCUAUCACGCUUCUCAAUUUCACUUACCAAGUCCUGGCGAAAGUGGUGGCGGACCGGAUGAAGAAGGUGCUGCACCGAGUGAUCUCGAAGGAGCAGUACGGCUUCAUACCGGGUCGGAGAUUGUCUGACGCGGUCAGCCUGGUGGCUGAUAUCAUUGAUGCCGCAAACAAAGGGGACAAGGACUGGUUUUUGCUGCUGGUGGAUUUUCAAAAAGCUUUUUUAGAUGCUGGAGAAGAUGGGCUUCCCUCCGAGUUUUGUGGGUUGGGUGAGGGGCCUGCACAAGGAAACAAAGACAAGGUUGAAGCGGCAAAGCAGUUGGGCAUUGUCAGUGACUCGGGGAGGAGGAUGCCUUACCUGGGCUAUGCGGAAGAUACCACGCUACUGCUGCAAGGGAGGGAGCAGAUUGCAGAAGCAGGGAAAAUGUUGGAUUAUUUUGAGAACGUUUAUGGAAACCACGCGUCAGAGGAGGGGUGUUUCAUCCUGUGGGGGAAGGAAACAAUCUUUGCAACACGAGAGGAGGGAGGUGUCGGAGUGAAGGACCCGGGGGUUCUGGUCGCCUGUCUGGCUACUAGAAGGAUCGGAAUCCUGCUCACCGAGACGGACGACUUCAAACGAGACAUGAUGCUCGCAGCAGCAGGGCUGCCGCUGGGGGUGGAUACUUUCCUAUCACAUGAGAAGCUGUUGAAAUACUGGGUCGAUGGGAGCGCGCGAUGGAAGCAAACCUGCGAGUGUUUCAUGUCGUCGUCGUUUGCCACCGUCAGCAUACCUCUCACCGCAGCGGAAGUUGUUGCAGAGAGAUUGGUUUUCAACAAAGGCAUUCUGCUUAACGGGAGAACGCUGGUCGGGGGACAGAAGGCUGCUAAGGCGCUUUGGGAGAUCAAGCUGGGGGACCUGGUGGCGCCCAUGGCGAACGGUGGGAUGGCAGUAAAGAGCGAGGAAACCCUAGCAAUGUCGCUCGGAAUAGCAUCUGCUCGGCUGGCUCUGAAGGGGCUGGCUGCCGCGCCUGAGAACUGGAGGGAGCUGCUGCUCGCCUCAUCGGAAGGAAUUCCGGGCGCAGUCAUGGGAGGGAGAGCAGUGGUAGCCCGUGGGGGUAAACUCAUGGAGAAGACAGGGGCACUCGGCGCGGAGGAGAGAGAAGUGGGCGAACCGAUGGGGGGGGACAAUCGACUGGAAGCAGACGUCCAAGAUCCGUGA